Molecule: messenger RNA, 1497 nt
Organism: Sphenostylis stenocarpa
Lineage: Eukaryota; Viridiplantae; Streptophyta; Magnoliopsida; Fabales; Fabaceae
Source: the annotation of a GenBank genome assembly
AUGCUCUGUUUGACUCAAUUAGUGAUUUCAUUUGCAGUUGCCAGGAGUUCAUGCAAACGUUCAAGAGCCUCACUAGUGUGGACACUCUGUAGCAAAAAUUCUUCUGAAAAUGACAGGAACUCACGUCAUUAUCAAAAGGUUUUGCCUCAAUUGUUUCCAUGGAAAAGAGCAACAUUUGCUUCAAAUUUCAAUAGUGGUUCCUUAUCUGCAAUCAGCAAAAAAUUGCUUCAGUUGAGAAAGAGGGAUACUGUUUACACUAGGUCAAAACAUGGGUUUUCGCUUUGGAAGUCUAGAGUUUUAGGCGUUGGUGGGUGUAGUUUAAAAUGGUCCAAAUCCAUUGAGAAGAACUCAAAGCAAGCUAACGAGGAAGCUACACUUGCUGUUGCUGCAGUAGAGAGGAAGAAGAGAGAGCAGAAAAAUGCGGUUUGCAUCAGUUCUAAGUCAAAGAGAGAGCGUAUAUUUCGUAUUGGUUUAGUUCGAUACAGAAUGGAUCCCUCAAGGAGGACACUUCAGAGGAUUUCAGAUGCCGAUGAAUCCCAGUCCUCUGCAUCUACCAGUUCAGGUUUGGCUUCCAAAAGAGCUUACAUUCCACGGAGAUUAGUGAUUGGAAAUGAUGAAUAUGUACGAAUUGGUAAUGGUAACCAGCUUAUCAGAGACCCAAAGAAACGAACUCGAAAAUUGGCAAAUGAAAAGGUUAGAUGGAGCUUGCACACUGCCCGACAGCGGUUGGCUCGAAAGCAGAAGUAUUGUCAGUUUUAUACCAGAUUUGGGAAAUGUAAAAAGGAUGGAGGGAAGUGUCCUUAUAUUCAUGAUCCCUCAAAAAUUGCUGUCUGUACCAAGUUCCUGAAUGGUUUAUGCUCUACUCCCAACUGCAAAUUAACACACCAGGUUAUUCCAGAGAGAAUGCCAGAUUGUUCUUAUUUUUUGCAAGGCCUAUGUUCAAACAGCAAUUGUCCAUAUAGACAUGUCAAUGUGAACCCCAAGGCAUCUAUUUGUGAAGGAUUUCUGAGGGGUUAUUGUGCUGAUGGGAAUGAGUGUCGGAAGAAGCACAGCUAUGUCUGUCCUACUUUUGAAGCAACAGGAACCUGUACUGAAGGAGCCAAAUGCAAACUUCAUCACCCCAAAAAACAAAGCAAGGGAAAGAAAAGGAAGAGAUCUGGAGAUCAGAAGAACACUAGAGGGCGCUAUUUUGGUUCUAAUUCUGCUGAUGUUUCUGAAUCUGGGAUGAUGGUGGCUCCAAAGCGACAUAAACAGAGUGGUGAACUUAAAGAGGAACUUUCUGACUACAUCAGCCUUGAUGUUGUCAAUGAAGAAAUCGCAGACACUGCUGAUCUAUCAUUUGAUCCAGCAGUUUUCUGUGACACUGAUUCAUUGGAUGAUUUUGAUGAAUUCAUUAAACCAGUUCUUCUAUUGAAAACAAAGUUAACAUCACAAUCCCCCAAGUCCCAUAUCCUCCGAGAAAAGGCCGGAGACUUAGAUCGUUUGUUAAUCAGGUAA